UAUUUAAAUUUUUCGGGGUGUGGGAAUGCCUUACAUCGAGAGUGCAGAUUUUUAGGGGUCAAGCCGAAGCACCGUACCCAGUCGCCAUUUAUACCUCGGAGGACCAACACUGCCGAACGCGACCCGUUUCGCAUCGAUACUUUCAACUUGACUGCUGACAGGUCGCCAUCUUCCUACCGGCGUUAUGGAUAUGUCCCGGGUUCUCAUUCUGUGCGUGUUGGUCGCCGUGGCCUACGCCCAAGUCAAGAAAAGCGAACGAGUUAAGAUUUCUGACUCUUGCGAGACAAUCAAGGGUAUUUUGCGCGUCGAUGAGUUGGAUCCUGAAAAGUACCAAAGCUGCGGUGAAGGCGGUGAAGGGGUAUGCUACGAGAAGGCAGCACGAUGCGAUGGCAUCCUCGAUUGCCCCAACAUGGCUGACGAAAAGGACUGCAAGGACAAACAUAAGGUCGACUGCGAUACCGGGUACAUUACCAAGCCAGGCACGGCGUACCGAUGCGAGGCCAUUGCAGGGCAGGACCCCGAGGACCGAAUGUGCAUCCUGGGCGGCUGGAGAUGCAACGGCAAGCGGGACUGCCCCAACGGUGACGACGAGGAGAACUGCCCGGAGCAACAAUAGGCUCCAUGAUCACAAUUUAGCAUAACUAACCUCGGGCUUUCUUUCCUACCAAAACUCCAACAGUUUUGCUAGAAGCAAAGCUCCCACAAAGAGCACAAGGGCCAGGUCACACCAGGCAAUUUUCAUGACCAACUUGGAUGCAAUCCAAAAAAAUGUAUUGCAGUGCAAGCUGAAUGAAACCCCGAGAAGAACGAAGUCAUCUUCCCGAUCCUUAAAUUCGCAGAAAUUCCGCAGAACACUGCAUGCAGAGAAAUACAAGUUGGUUUUCUCGGUGAUUGCCUCGAACGGGUUGUCUGUAAAAUUGCCUUUUGUGACAUUGCCCUAAGAACCUGAACUCUACCAGGAGCUUUCGUUUGUCCCCUAAACUACAAUACACAGUUAAAUACAGUAACACUUUCUAUUAAUGCAUGAAUGAUGUUAAACAAAAGAAAGCAUAUUGCAAUAUACACUGACUCCAAUGUAAAUUAUGAGAUGCUUGGCUAAUGGAAUAUCUGGUGUUGAAUUUUGGCGGGUUUGGAUAUUACCUCUCUUGUUCAUGGAAACUUAUUUAGAUACUUAGACAGGUUGCCAUAGAAGCUGUAUAUUUUUUUUCCUUUCUUAGCGACUGUCCCUUCGGUUUUCCACAGCAGUAAACUUUCUAUGUUUUAUGCACAAAUAAAAUGUUAAGUUUAUUUCUGUAUAAAAUGUACAUGCCGCGCGCUUUCAAGCACAAAACAUUCAACAAGUAUCAUAGAAUGGAAGUAGCGUAAACAAGAGUGGAUGUAUUGUUUAAAUAUUUUCACUUAAUCUGGCUGUGAAGCCAAUGGCUAAUUGCAGGCUUCAAUGAUGCAAAGUGGCAAAUUAUUUUCAUUGUAUUUUGUACGAUCAAAUCCUAAGAAAGUUUGCUUAAAUUAAUGCAAAAAAGCCCAAUGCUUACGUAAUGUAAUUGUUGACUUGUGAUAUGCUCGACUAAAACACCAGAAAGUUAUAUAGUGUUCAAGUGUUAUGUGCUAAGAAUCAUUUUAAGCAAUUGGAAAUGUAGCAAAGAUAUAUGGGAGCAUUACUUUUAGACCAGACUUUUUUAACAAUCGUAUUUUUUAUUCUAAUAUGUAAACCAUGUAAAACUAACUUAAAAGUUCUUGUUUAUUAGCUCUUUUCCAGUUAAUUGUGAAAUGUACUAAUGACCAAAUAAAGUGUAGAACGAGAUGAAUAGUUUACAUUCUA
This is a messenger RNA of Patiria miniata (bat star), 1819 nucleotides long. Its product is annotated as LDL receptor repeat-containing protein egg-2-like. The record is from RefSeq and is a predicted model, not a curated record. The transcript has 4 exons. Gene Ontology annotation, molecular function: protein binding. Bases 185 to 616 code for a protein of 143 amino acids. Lineage: Eukaryota; Metazoa; Echinodermata; Asteroidea; Valvatida; Asterinidae. Gene Ontology annotation, cellular component: plasma membrane.